CAUGAAAAGUUUUAAACUUCAUCUUGGUCUAUAUAAUAAGUAUUCUGCUUUAGAAAACAUGUUGGAAGAAGAUAAUGCUGAUAUUGAUAUAAUGGAGCUUACUGUCGCUAACACUAAUAUGCUCAAUUAUUAUGUUUCAGAACAAGAAACAAGUGAUUCCACUAUUCAAAUGUUCUCCUCCAUAUAUGCAGUUACCUGGGCCAUACAAGUUCCAUGCAUCUGAAGUUGACUAUAAAAACGGUGCACAGAAAUAUAGAAAACAACUUGAACGUGCUGAAAAGACUACGACAAGUGAUAAAAAUCCGAGGCCCUUUUAAGCAAAGUUGAUACGGCAAAUGCUAGAAACUUGAACAUUUAAAUGAAUUACAUAAUACAUAUAUUGAACAUAAACA
Molecule: messenger RNA, 392 nt
Organism: Rhizopus microsporus ATCC 52813
Lineage: Eukaryota; Fungi; Mucoromycota; Mucoromycetes; Mucorales; Rhizopodaceae
Exons: 1
Coding region: 59-223 (54 amino acids)
Source: RefSeq, a predicted model, not a curated record